Molecule: messenger RNA, 1419 nt
Organism: Phaeoacremonium minimum UCRPA7
Lineage: Eukaryota; Fungi; Ascomycota; Sordariomycetes; Togniniales; Togniniaceae
Product: putative thiol-specific monooxygenase protein
Exons: 1
Coding region: 1-1419 (472 amino acids)
Molecular function (GO): N,N-dimethylaniline monooxygenase activity; flavin adenine dinucleotide binding; NADP binding
Source: RefSeq, a predicted model, not a curated record
AUGGGCUCCGUUGCGCCGAAACAGUUCGACAUCAAGUCGGUCGCGAUCAUUGGGGCUGGCCCUUGCGGCCUUUCAGCUGCCAAGUAUCUCAUUGCAGAAGGCAGCUUUGAAAACAUUGUCAUUUACGAACAGCAGCCUGAAGUGGGUGGUGUUUGGUUCUAUAGCAAGAAACCGUCCCAGACUCUUCACGUACCUCAAGUGAGCCCUCUAUGUCCGCCUGACCCUCCGAUCAGCUCAAAGGAUGGCGCAAACCCAAUAUUUCCCUCGCCUAUGUAUGACUUACUCCAUACGAACAUCCCGCAUGAUCUGAUGCGGUUUGGAGAUCUUGAAUUCCCCCAGAACUCCCUGAUAUUCCCUCCGCGGGAAGAGGUCCAGGAGUACCUGGUGAAGUACUCACAAGAUAUUCGCCAAUUUAUCAAGUUUUCGACCGAGGUAAAGCAUGUCGAAUUGCGACAAGAAUCUGGGAAAGAUGUGUGGGAUGUCACUGCAGAAUCUACUGUCACCAGAGAUGCGGAAAUCAGGACAUUUGAUGCAGUUGUAGUCGCUUCUGGACAUUAUGCCACGACGUUUAUCCCAAACGUCAAGAAUAUAAAAGCAUUCCACGAAGCAUAUCCGGGGGUCAUCACCCACUCUAAGCUAUAUCGAUCACCGGAGGAUUUUACGGGAAAGAAGGUGUUAAUUGUUGGCAACUCUGCUUCGGGUCUCGAUAUUGCCACACAGAUCAGCAGAUUUUCUCAGAGUCCACUACUUCUGUCUGUCCAUAGUCCUACGCCCGCGGACAAUCUGGCACAUGCCAGGGCAGAAGAGGUUCCCGCCAUCGAGGAAUUCUUGUUAGACGAAAGGGGCGUCAAAUUUGAAGGCGGGCGGGUCGAGAAGGAUAUCGAUGCGAUUAUAUAUGCCACGGGGUACCUGUUCGCAUUUCAAUUUCUUCCGAACCUAGAUCCGCCGUUGGUCACAGAUGGGCGUAGAGUCUAUGGCCUCUACAAACACUUUAUCCACAUAGAUCAUCCGACCAUCGUCUUUCCGGGCCUUCCAUAUAAGGUGGUGCCCUUCCCAUUCUCCGAAGGUCAGGCUGCGGUCUUCGCAAAGGUCUGGUCAAACUCGUUGGCCCUUCCGACCGCCGAGGCAAUGAAGAAGUGGGAGGAAGAAGAGGCAGAACGCAAACAGCCAGCCUUUCACGUUUUCCCCAAGGGUGGCGAUAGCGAAUACCUGAAAGAAAUGCACGCAUGGGCAAUGCAGGCGACGACAAAGGGAAAGGAGCCUCCUGUGUGGAACGACUAUCAAAUAUGGCAACGGGAGAUAUAUUUCGAAGCGAAGCUGAAGUUCGAAAUGGACGGCAGGCGUGCAAAGUCUCUAGAGGAGCUUGGCUUCCGCUUUGAGCCGCCUGAGGUGAUACACAACCCUAAAGAGAUCUUAUAG